ACAUUUUGCACUUCCCUCCCCAUAUUCCUAAUUUCCCCUCCCUAAAUUCCGAGUUUCCCUCCCCAGCUAAACCUAAAUUUUUCCCUCUCCCAAAUCUGGUUCGACUCCACCCCUCACCAAAAUUCAUUUCCCUUUUCUCUCGUCUCUCCUAUCCUUUCCCGGUCACUGUCUAAUCGAAGGGGCCAGCCGACGUUCUCUUUGUGGAACAGAUUUGUUCCCAAACAGCAUGUCAGUGCCCUUCCUCAAUGAGAUGUUCGUUCUCUCCAAAGGCGGCAUCGAGUUCGAGAUAGACAAAGUCCCCGGGUCUUUUAUCUCUCUCUCCUCUUUCUUUUUGCGAUUCUAAUUUUUCCGCGAUCCCAAAUCAUUUUUGGUUACUGCAAUUUUAGGGAUUUCUUUUGUUUCUUGAAAUUUAAGAAUUUGUUUUCUCGAAUUCGAUUGGUGGUGGAAGGGAUUUUCUAUCAUCUUCAACCAUCAAAUGUAGUUAAUGAAUUGAGAAGAUGGAUUUAUCAUGACUGUAGUUAGGGUUAGGGAUUUAGGAUCAUCAGAAUUCCUCUUAUUGGUAAAUUUUUUUAAAUUUUAUUUGUAAUUUCUUUAGGGGCAUUCCAUUUUGAUCAAGUCAUUUUUUUUUUUAAUUCAAUAGUUAGAGUAAUGCUAUCUCCUUAGUGUGUUAAUUAUAUUUAGGAUUAAUUCCACAUACCUCAGUGUUGAAUAUAAUUUGUGUUUGAGUUUAAUUAUCUAAUGUAUGGUAAUCUUUGUUAAAAAAAAAAAAAUUGCUUGGUUAAUCUGUGCUACUGCCGCAUUUUCAUCUUGUACUGCAAAAUCUAUUAUUAUAGAAGAUCUAAGUGGACGCUCUCUAUGUAGUAGUUCUAAUAAAUUUAAUUGGUAGAUGGAAAUCAUUAUACUUCUUUUUCUAUGUGAAACUUGAUCUUUAUCAUCCUGUCUGCA
This is a messenger RNA of Rubroshorea leprosula, 945 nucleotides long. The record is from the annotation of a GenBank genome assembly. NCBI's taxonomy places the organism in Eukaryota, Viridiplantae, Streptophyta, Magnoliopsida, Malvales, Dipterocarpaceae.